Messenger RNA from Alnus glutinosa, 1929 nucleotides. RefSeq lists its product as uncharacterized. Lineage: Eukaryota; Viridiplantae; Streptophyta; Magnoliopsida; Fagales; Betulaceae. The transcript has 3 exons. The record is from RefSeq and is a predicted model, not a curated record. Bases 259 to 1704 code for a protein of 481 amino acids.
GUAGUAUACUCUAGACUUGAUCGGACUGCAUCUCAGGUGAGUCGGUGACCUUGUAAACUUAAUUGCCAGAUAUCGGGUUUAUUUGAUAAAUCUUUGGGUUAAAUGCUCGUAUAUGUUGUUUAGAACGGAAUCAAAUAGCUGUCACGAUUUAAAAAAGUGCCAUAAACGGUAGCUGUCUUCACGUGAUCUCACUCUCUUUCCCUGAUUUCUGAACGAUUUUCUGAUGAAUAUUUGGUGAGUUUGGAUCAUAUUACAAAAAUGGGUUUAGGGUCUGCUCCUGUGUAUGCAUUGGACAGCGACGACGAUGAAAACUCUACGAACCGGAGCGUUUCGGAGCUGAUUUCGACGUUGAGAACCGCGUACCGGGCGAAGGACUUCGACCGAGUCGAGGCGAUACUGGUAGUCAGAGAAACGAAACUGAAGAGAGAGAUCGAGAAUGCGAAGAAAGAGAACGCUCUGGUGAAGGGCGCUCGGGACGUUGCGCAAGAGAAGGAGAGGAGGGCCGAGGAGAGGUACGAGAAGCUGUUGGAGGAGGCAAAGAAGGGUCAGCAAGAGGAAAAGAGCGUGCUUUUUGAGCUCAGGAGGAAGAACUGCGAGCUUGAGUGUGCGAAAGCGAGGGCUGAGAGCGAGGCUGAGCUUUGGAAGAGGAGGUUUGUGGAGUUGAAGAUUAAGAAAUUGGAGGAAGAUGCCGCAAUGUUGGUGAAUGCUGAGGCUAAUGACUUUGAAAGAUUUGAGAACGUUAAUGAUGUUAACGCUGUUGAUGUGAAAAUGGAGGAUGAUGCGUUUGAUUGUGAUGGAAAUACAAGUGCGAUCAAAGGAAACACGGAUUCGCAAAGUGCAGCUAGUGAAGGAUUUGCAUCAAGAGCCACUUUUAUCAUUGAUGAUGAUGAGGAUUGUGCUCUGGGAAGAGUUUUACGUGGAAAAGAAAUGAAUUGUCAAAACUUUACAGACAAUGUGCACUCAGGUCCAACAGUUGUGAAAAAUGGGACCACAAUGCUGAAAAGAAAAAGUGCUUCUUCUGUAAAUGUGAGUGAGACAGAUGAUGUAUCUAUAAUUGAUCCUGAUCGUUCUCCUGUCAAUAAUUGCUUAGCUACAGCAGUUUCCUCUGGUAGAAACAAUGUUGAUAAACUUACUGUCCCACUAAGUCAGGAUCAAGUUAUUUUGAGACGAAUUCAAGAUAAAACGGGAUCAAGAAACUUAAUGCAUGAUUUUGUUUUGCAAAGGAAUAGUGACGACAGUUCCAGUGCAUCAGAUGAGGAUGAUGUGGAUUUGCUUCUUGAUCAACUUCCACUAAAAGUCCAAAGGAACAAAGAUAAUCGAAAGUGGGAGUCCGAAGCUGACAUGCUUGCAGAAUUUGAGAAGGAUCCAGAACUUUGUAUGAAGGCUGUUUGUGCUCUUUACAGACAGCAAACCUGUGUGCGGAAUUCACCUUUGGGUUUGUCAUUUUCCAGUAAUCAAGGAUUUAACAAGGCUGAUGCCCUCAGGGGAACUUCUUUGGCGAAGUUUCUUAUAGAUGAUGAUCCAGAAGGGAAACUGAGGAAAUCCGUUACAGAGUUGGAGAAGUAUGACAAGAAAGGUCUUUCUGAUUGCAAAAGACUAGCUAUUUGUCACCCUAAGCAAUUAUUUGAGAUAUACCAGAAGAAAAAGUAUCCCCUAUUUUUAUCUUCUUCAUUUAAAUGUGCAAGUUCUGGUUAUAAGAAGUAACUGCUGAUGCUAGUACCUCUUAGCGUCCAAGAUGUUCUUGAUUGUUAAUAGCUCCAUGUUCUGAUCAGUGAUUUCUUUUGUUUCUGGACUACGGUAUAUAUAAGGCGACGAAACUGCUCCAAUUCUGCUCGCUCAAAGAUACAGGGAAUCCAUGUUGUUUCUUGAUAUGUACUUACCAACAUUAAGAUCACUUAUCAAAUUUAAGAACCUGCUUUGCAUUGGCUA